This is a messenger RNA of Lutra lutra (Eurasian river otter), 3219 nucleotides long. RefSeq lists its product as uncharacterized. Bases 481 to 1500 code for a protein of 339 amino acids. The record is from RefSeq and is a predicted model, not a curated record. The transcript is spliced from 5 exons. NCBI's taxonomy places the organism in Eukaryota, Metazoa, Chordata, Mammalia, Carnivora, Mustelidae.
GGUAGGAAUGGUGUGAAAAGGGGAAGAGCCUCGGGCCUGGGUGAGACCGUCAUAAGGGCUGACUGAGGUUUGAAUCCGUUUGGCGGGGAAGGAGCUGUCGCCAUUCUGAAUUUAGCUAGAGGAGCACAGCAGGGUCUGACCAGGAGUGCGUCCUGGCAAUUUGAGAUUUCAAGGUCAGGAUAGUGUGGGGGCAACCUUGCGGCGAGCAGCUCUGAGAUGUUAUGAUCUGGAGGCCCCAGAAAAUUCAUUCCGUGUCGGGGAAGCCACCCCUUCUUGGCCUGCCUUGGGCAGGGAAAGGGUGGCAGAGAGGAGGGUGCCUGACGCAGAGCAGAUGGUAAAUACCAGCCGGUGACCAGCUCUCUGGUGUGGAGCCUGGAGCGGCUGGUUGUAUCUCUCUGACCCGAGCAGCUGAGAAACAGCUUUGGUGUAGGGCGCAGCAGGAAAUGCUGUAACUUCAGGACUAAUGGGCCACAGGUGCACAUGAGUGAGUGGCGAGGAGCAAAAUGGACAAAUGGAUGGGCCAGUUCUGCUGGGGGAGACCCAGGACCAGAAGGAUGGAUCUCUCAAGGCAGAGUUCAGCCUUCUGUCAAAGCAUCUUGCCAGCCCCUGGGGCUGCCCACCCGUGUAAAUGGUGACAGGCGGAGGCAGGCUCUCAGAAGGGCUUGGCCUGGAGGUCACGGGGAGGCCUUCGAGGCUGGAGCACAGACCGCGUCUCCGCGGCCCGGGCGGGGCGGGGUGAGGACGGUGAGCGCGGAAUCGGGAGAAGAGACAGCGGAGUCCUUGGUAAUGAACGCGAUGAACGUGCUGCAACGCCAUGGGUUUCCCGUCGGAUUGGAGGCACGGGAACCCGCGAUGGGCAAAGAGCGGCGUUUCAGGGGACACAGAGGAAGGGGAGAGAGGAAGGCACAGAAGACACUCUCUUUAAGGCUUCCCCCAGUACAAAGGACCAGCCAAGGACCACAGCUGACGUGUUGCUCUUCCCGGAGGGGAUGGCCUCCUGUCAUGUCCCACAGAACCCAUUUUUCAGAAGGACUCCCGAGUGAGGGCCACAUCGGAUUUGAUAAAACACGGAGAAGGCCCACAAAUGCCCAGGUGGUGGGGCUUCUUGCUCCUCGUCGCCAUGGAAAGCCUGAAACAUCUCAGCUAAAAAUAAUCGGUGCCACCCUGGGCCCCCGGCUGCUGGUGGCCUGCCUCGAGGGGCAGGAGAGUCUCCGGAAUGUCUCAGCAUUGCUCAGGGUCACAGGAGCCCCGCUCGGCGCCAGCAGGCAGCCUCCGACGCUCUUGGCCUCAGCUGCUGUAACAGUGGGAUUAUUGGGGCAGAAUAGACGGCCGUGCUCUGGUGGUUUCCUCACCCCACAUUCCCAGGCGCACCUUGCUUUAUUAAGGCUCUCAGCUGUCAUGGGGAUCCAGGCGUGGAGAAAAGGAGAAGCAGCCCUCCACCAGCUGCUGGCAGGCCGCGAGCAGCCAGUGUGCCCCAUAAGGACAUGUUACUCUUAUUAGAAGCUGUGUCCCUCGCGUGUCCUCAAGAAGGGGCCAUCUGCCCAUCAAUAAAUCAAGAUCUCCUCUGUUCCAAAUAAAGAAGGAGUCUAACCGUCUUAGGUCGGCAGUCCCUUUAUAGUUGACGGAGACUUUUUUUUUAAUCCUGUGCUCGAGCAUGUUUUGCCUUGUGUAAUUAAAAAAUGAUAAAAGGUAAUAGAAAUGAAAUCUGCUGAGAGAUUUGAGGCUCAGUAAAGAAUCCAGAGAGUCCAGGUUUCUGGAUAGUGUAAGGAUUACUGGGGCCGGGGACACAAAUAAAUUCUAUGCCUAGGUCCCAGAAAAAAAAAUACUAGAAGAGGGAGGCCAGUUAGCAAAAGGAAAAGUAAUCUGAAAUGGCCCUUAAUUUGGAGGUGGGGGGGUUCCACCUGAAGAAGUGAACCAGAAACGGAGGGACCUGUGCACCCUUUGUGGUCAUCCGGUUUGGGGGCUCACGUCAGAAGGGCCAGGAGAUACCAAGAAUGAGCCGAAGAGCACCCAAGUUCCUGCUGCACCGUCAGGUGGCCGAGGGAUGGCAGGCUGAGAUCCACACAGGCUGAGCUGGUGGGCAAGAGAGGGUUCAGGUCGAUGCCUGGAGGAUUUAACACACACAGUCAACAGUCAGCAAGACAAAAAAUGCACCUCGUGGGUUUCAUCAGCCCAAUUCUAACCCACCUCUGCCCACGCCCCAUCUCCCCUACAUCCCCAGUGUUUCUCAUGUCUGUUUUGCCAGAUGCUCUGGUAGGCAGUGGUUGGGGUCUAAGAGUUUUGGGAUCUAGAGAGCUUCUCGUCUCUGCCAUUUUGACCCGGAGCAUAUCCUCUACUUCAGUGUCUUCAUCUGUCAAGCAGGGGGCAUGGCCCCGCUCGUCCUCACCGCGCUGGUCCAUGGAUGACGUGGGGGCUACGUGCUGAGAGCCCACGGCAAGAGUCAGUAAAUAGAGCCUGAGAUCAUCUUCGUCCUCCCCAUUCCUGGGCAAGGCUUCCCCUCUCAGGCCUUCUACGGCCCCAUCAAGUCCUUAUUCCGAAUUUGGAAGGAUAUCGUGUUUCAUUUUCUAGAGUAACAAGGCUUGUGUCUUCUAGAGUAUAUAUAGAAAACCGACCCUCGCUUCAUGGAGCAGAUACACUGGCAACGUUGGGUAUCACGUGAACUCUUAGAAAAUUAGUUUUUCCAUUUCAUCCUUCACUAAAUGGGAGCCUACUAGAGACAGUCAUGGACAGCUUCCAGAACCAGCAGCUCACCUCCUUCGUGAGAAACCCCGCACGUUGCUGGUAGGAGACAUUAUGGGAUCCCACGACCCCAAAGGUUUCAUGUUUGUGGCCCCACGUCUGUUAAGUCUGGAGUUCUAGAGAAUACAUUUACUUCAAAGAUGGCCCUUCCUUCCUCCUUCCUCUCUUCCUUUCUUAUCUAUAUCUGAGUAUGUGUUUUUAUAAGGACUAUUUCAGAAAGUCAUGUUAAUCAUAAUAUAACAUUAUACCUUGAAAAUGAGCAAGAACCCUAUAGUGCUAUCAAAUAUCGGGCCAGGAUUCAAAUUUCACCAACUGGGGUGUGUGUGUGUGUGUGUGCGCAUGCAUACACAAGGCCCAUGCAGCCCAUGCAGAGCAGUCGGUGGGUAGGUCUGUUAAAUAUCUUUAACCUCUAAUUCCUCCUUCCAUUUCUUUUGUGUAUUUUUCCUUGCAAUUUAUUUUUGAGAAAACUGGAUUUUUUUU